AUGGCAGCAGCGGUUUGCGGCAGUGUGUUGACAGCGACAGAGUGUUUGCGACGGCGAAGCUACCGGCAUGGCGGGCGCGGCGGAUUGCGGCAGUGUGAAGAUGGCGGAGGCUGAAAGGAGUGCAGAAACGCUCAAGGAGAAGGCGAAUAACUACUUUAAAGAGAAGGACUAUGAGAAUGCCAUCAAAUAUUACUCUGAAGCUGUGGAACUGAACCCUGACAAUGCCAUCUACUAUGGAAACCGCAGCCUGGCUUACCUCCGCACAGAGUGCUAUGGCUAUGCCCUGGCAGACGCCACUCUCGCCCUGGAGCUUGAUAAGAAUUACAUCAAGGGGUACUACCGGCGUGCCACCUCCAACAUGGCACUGGGCAAGUUCAAAGCAGCGCUCAAAGACUACGAAACGGUAGUAAAAGUGAGGCCCAAUGACAAGGAUGCCAAGCUGAAGUACCAGGAGUGCAGUAAGAUCGUCAAGCAGAAGGCGUUCGAACGAGCCAUCGCCAGCGACGAGCUCAAGAGAUCAGUGGUGGAUUCGCUGGACAUUGAGAGCAUGACUAUCGAGGAUGAGUACUUGGGUCCCAAGCUUGAGGAAGGGGGGAAGAUCACACUGAAGUUCAUGAAGGAGAUGAUGGGCUGGUUCAAGGACCAGAAGAAACUGCACAGAAAGUGCGCCUACCAGAUUUUGGUACAGGUGAAAGAGGUUCUAUCCAAGCUUCCCAGUCUUGUAGAAAUUACAUUAAAAGAGACAGAGAAGAUCACGAUAUGCGGUGACACACACGGACAGUACUACGACCUGCUGAAUAUAUUUGAACUGAACGGCUUGCCCUCUGAAACUAACCCCUAUCUCUUCAAUGGGGACUUUGUGGAUCGUGGCUCCUUCUCUGUGGAAGUGAUCUUGACCCUGUUUGGGUUCAAGCUGCUGUUUCCAGACUGUUUCUACCUGCUCAGGGGGAACCACGAGACAGACAACAUGAACCAGAUGUACGGGUUCGAGGGUGAAGUGAAGGCGAAGUACACCGCACAGAUGUUCGAGCUGUUCAGCGAAGUGUUUCAGUGGCUGCCCCUGGCGCAGUCCAUCAACGGCAAAGUGCUGGUGAUGCACGGGGGUCUCUUCAGCGAAGAUGGGGUAACGCUGGAUGACAUCCGGAAAAUAAACAGGAACAGGCAGCCUCCAGAUUCAGGGCCAAUGUGUGAUCUGCUCUGGUCGGACCCACAGGCUCUGGACGGCCGGUCGGUCAGUAAGCGAGGGGUCAGCUGUCAGUUCGGCCCGGACGUCACUAAACGGUUCCUGGAGCAGAACCAGCUGGAUUACAUCAUCCGCAGCCACGAGAUGAAGUCUGAGGGGUAUGAGGUCACGCACAAUGGGCAGUGCAUCACCGUCUUCUCAGCGCCCAACUACUGCGACCAGAUGGGGAACAAAGGUGCAUAUAUCCACCUCAAGGGGUCCGACCUCAAACCUGAGUUUCACCAGUUUGCAGCUGUGCCUCACCCAAAUGUCAAGCCCAUGGCAUACGCUAACUCCCUGAUGCAGAUGGGGAUGAUGUAACUGUGCUGGGUCUUUUUUGGGGGGGACCCGCCGCGAGACUUGUUUUGUUUUUCGUCAAUUCUUUUUCCAUAUCUUCCUCCUCUCACCCUCCCACCCUCCCUGUCCGCUGAUCUGGAAAAACAAACGGAAAAGGGGCGCAGUGGGAUUGUGUUUCCGCCAGAGAAAACCGCACUUUGUACAAAAAUUAUCUUUUUUUUUUUUUUUUUUUUUUUUUCAGACUCGGUAUUUAUAAAAACGACACAGGGCCUCGCUGCUACUCUUAAAGAGGUUGGGAAGGGAGGGUUGGGAUCUCAAUUCUGCUCCCCUCACUCCAGCCUGUGUAAUGCCUGUGGCUGACACGGCUGUGAAGUUAGAAUCCACUAAAAGAUUGUCAGAGGCUGUGUCUGACUGGCCCCUGAAUGUAAUUUAAACUGCCAUUGCGGACGCGGAUUCUGGAGAAAUCAUUUUAGCCACACCUUCCUCCGCUGAGUCUGCCCAGCGAGGUUUUUACAGUAAAAGUAGGCAGGGAUCUUCUGUUCAAGAAUAUCGGGGUCGCGAAAAACCUGAUCGCUCCAGACUGUCUCUGAUUUUGCCUUUCAAGUCGCACUAUACUGAAUGAAAGUUAUUUAAUUGGGCUGCUGGGUAUAUAUCCUGGCCUUUUUUUGUAAGUACUUGAAACUGAUAAAAGGUUUACCUGAAUCUGUAGCUAUUUCGUUGACAACAGCAUGACAUAGAGGCUACCUUAAAGUCGAAAUGCUAUUUCUUACCCAGUUGAGAGCAGAUUUGGCCCCCAGUCAUGCUGGCUAAUUUUAAUGAUCAACAAGGGUUGGACUGCGGGCUAAGUGGAUUUCUACCCCAGCUGUUAAAACAGGACAGGUCAAGGGUUGUGCGGGUUGCCCAGUCUGUCUUGGAGGGCAAUUGAUAACACUAGAAAUCAGAAAUAGGAUUCCCAAUGGUGUUGUAGCAUAGAACGUGUUCUUGUCUGAAAUAAAGAAAAAUGUUCUUCCAGCAACAAUUGGCUUAACCUGAGUCUGUGGAAAAGGUCAUCAGAGUCAUAAGGCUGUAGAGCUUACCGGGGGGAAAAACAAUUCAAUCUUGUAGCUCAAAUGGAUCUCCUUUUGAUUCGAAUUGGAUUUGUACCCAGCGUUGGCACACUUGCUAAUCAACACCUUGUAUUGCAUGAAUAAGAAAAGAUGUAAUAGAAAUGUUGUUUGGCAUACUUUUCCUUUAUGGAAUAAAGCCUGUACUCUGAUAGAGUUUCCAGUUAAUUACAGGCAGCAGGAGUUCUUCAGUACUUGACCCUUUUCUGCCGAUAAAUGUUUGCAGAGAGUCAAAUUGGCUGCACUUCCCUAAAGAUGAUGAUCAAAGUCCUGUUUAAAUACAGUAGUGCAAAUGUAUUCGAACACCUCAAGAUUUCUCAUGUAUAUCCUUUAUAUACCUACCAGCAGUGGUUUGUCAAGUCAUAGACGUGCUAGUUUGAGUGAUGAAGGCAUUUCUGUCAUUUCCAAAAGCGUUGUUAUCCCAGAUUGUGGUCUUUGCCUGUAACAGGGUUGGGGUCUUUUUCUGUUUUUCAAUUCAUUCCCAAUUUCCAUUCCAUUUUAAUCAAUUCCAACACAUUAUUGAUUAAAAUUGCAAUUGGCAAUAUUCUGUUAAAAUGAGCUUCUCACCGUGACAACAAAUGACUUAAAUUGAAAUCGCUGUUCAUCAAUUAAAUUGGCUUCAAAUGAAAGCAGUUGAACAACCACAGUAAUUGUUCAACUGCUUUCAAAGGAAUUGGAAUUUAAAUUGAUUUUAGGGGGUCCCCGAGUGGCUCCCCUGGUAGAGGUGCAGCCACGUGGUGCGCAGGGUGGGUCAGACAGCACAGGUUCGCAUCCUGGCUGUGCAAAGUAGGCUGGUCUUCGCUGGGGACUCCGAAGGGAGCGUCGCAUUGGCUCCCGCGAUUUAGGGAGGUAAAACCGACAGGGACUGUUUCUCCUCAUCGCUUUACAGUGAACCCUGCUGGCCAGGCGCCCAGUGAGUUCAGAACGGACACCUGCAGGGCUGGUGUCCUCCAGAGGUCAGUAGUUUGCUGACAUCCGCUCUCGAGUUGGGGGGUGAAAAAGGAAGCUGGAUUGGUUGUGGGAUUGGAGGACGGCCACUGAAUGUUCUGGUCUCCCGAGCCAUGGGGGGGGGGGGGGGGGUGGUUCGGGGAGGAACUGGAAUUGACCCCAACCCUGAUCAGGAAGCAGCAGUUUUCACACUUCGGUAUUGAAAAAAUCGCUAGAUCUGAAAAUAAAAUGAAAAAAAAAAAAAACAGAACCAAAAGUUUUUCCGCAAAAGAACAAAGAGGGAGGAAGGGUAAAUGAUUUUUAAUUAUUUGUGCUGACAAUGCCAUAGCACACCGCAAUAUGAUUGAAUCCUUUUUUUUAUUUUCUGUUUUUUGGACAUUUCCUCAACAGGUUUUGUUCUGUGUCGGCUGCUUUGAAAAUUAGAAAUUUGAGUGACCUACCCUGAUCCUGUCUCUAGUCUACAGAUAUAGCUAAAGGUUUUGCAUCACCUAGAAUUUUAAAUUAAAAAAAAAAAAAGAAAUAUAUCAACAUAUAUAUAUUUUUUUUAUAACAUCGUGUAAUCAAAGAAACUACCAAGUGAUAUCGCAAAAGUCUACCGGAAGCCAUAAACAAUAUUUCAAGUUUAGAUUUCAAAAUGUUCAAAGUGUCCGUUUUCCGUUAAGUAUAUGGAAAACUACGACGCGGUAUGUAACUCAAUAUGUUAACAUCAUUCAGCAGGUUUCAACAUACUAUAAGAAACCAAAAAUGUGUUCAUUCUACAGGGUGAUGCUAAACUUUUGGACACGGCUGUACAAUAGUGAAUGUGAAAUAAAUGAACGUGCAGGUGGUGAGGAGGGAUGAUGCGGACACGUGGAAGAUUCCGGCUGAGACAGAAGACCGGGAGUAACUCCCACGUCAGCUCUCCACAGAGUUUUUAUACAUUUUGAUUUUGUAAUUGGAUAAUCCUUUCAUGUUUAAGAAUAUAUAGUAAUAAUAAUAAUAAUAAUAAAUACAUUCAAAGCUA
This is a messenger RNA of Acipenser ruthenus (sterlet), 4573 nucleotides long. RefSeq names its product serine/threonine-protein phosphatase 5-like. The transcript is spliced from 13 exons. NCBI's taxonomy places the organism in Eukaryota, Metazoa, Chordata, Actinopteri, Acipenseriformes, Acipenseridae. Bases 68 to 1543 code for a protein of 491 amino acids. The record is from RefSeq and is a predicted model, not a curated record. Gene Ontology annotation, molecular function: protein binding; protein serine/threonine phosphatase activity. Gene Ontology annotation, cellular component: cytosol; nucleus.